CCCACAAUGUCCCUCAUCGCCGCGCUCGCCCGCCUCUCGGCAACAGUUCACCACCCACUCAACGGCGUCACUGCCGGCGACCAGCUCAACCCAUACCUCCCACUCACCCCCGGCACUCAGCUCCUCACUGAUCGCACUUUCCUUCCUUCCCUCCCCACCCCACCAGGCAAUGUCGUCGUCCACGUCCUAAAUGCCGAAAGCGCAGCCGCACCUCGCGUUCCCCGCGCCGUCACCCUCAUCUCUCGCACAGCUCAGGAAGCUUAUGACCAUGCCCUCGUUGCACUCCGCGUCGCCAAGGAGACCAACGCCAAUGUCUUCAACUUUGUUGCAGCAGGCGUCGACGGCGAGGUUGCCAAAGUGUCUGACAAAGAGGCCGAAGCCUUCCUUUCCGUGGCAAUUUCGGACGAGACCGAUGAUGCUGCCAUUCUCAAGGCCUUUGAGGCAGCAUCACUCGAGCUCCUCAAGGUUACCCGCCGCGCUCAGCGCGCACUCGUGCACCACGGCGACGGUGAGCGGGUCGUCCUCAACUUCCUUCCCGGCAAGCUGGAUGCCGACAACGUUGUCGACAUUGCCCUUGCUCAGCCAGUUCCCGCCGACAAGCUCCGCGCGCUCAAGGGCCGCGAGUUUGUCGUUGUCGAGGCUGCCUCCGGCAAGUACGGUGCCGCUUGGGCGUCUGUUGUCGAGGCCCUCGAGGGCCAGGACGCCUCUGUCCGCUCCGUCCUUGUUUCCGCACCUUCAGCCCUUGACGAUCUCAAGAAUGUAAUCUCCUCGGGCGCCCCUCUUGCCCGCGUUGGCUCCCCCAAGCCCCUCCCAGAAAUCCCCUCCAGCUCAAUCACUGUGCCCCCCGCAGAGUCGACGUACACAUCGCUCCUAGAGCGCUCCCCACACCCUCUCGAGGUCCUCAACGACCCCUCGCACCUCGCUGCAUCUGAAUCCACCUCGCCCCUCUACGCCUUUGGAAAGGCCGUCGCCGUCCGCAAGGAGCGCGAGCAGCUCAUUGAGCUUGCCAAGAAGGUCCUCAAGGCCAAGGACACUCGCAAGGAGGUCCACAACGCCCUCGGCAAGUGGCUCCUGGGCAAGGAUGGCAAAGACUCUGCGUCGCUCGGCGAAGAAGCAGCCAAGGCCCUCGGUCAGGGCGUCAACGCCGAUGAGGCCGAGCUUGUCGCCCUCGGCGCCAAGGGCCACUGGGCCAAGCGCGCCCUCUGGAUCGUCGUGUCCAACUCGUGGGCUGCCGAUCUUGCCUCGUCCGGUCUCCACCACGCUCUCGUCUCCGGCCUUGAUAUCAACCUUCUCGUUUAUGAGACCCAGCCCUCGCCCUUCUCGCCCCUCGCCCAGAAGCAACGCGAGCGCAAAAAAGACCUGGCGCUCUACGCGCUCAACCUAGGGGACGUCUACGUCUCGUCCGUUGCCGUUUAUGCAGACUACGCCGGUGUGAUCAACGCCAUGCGUGAGGCCGAGGACUUUACCGGUCCCUCGCUUGUCCUCGCCUACCUUCCCUGGGGCGAGAAGGAAGACGGCGCCCUUGUCGGCCCCACCGAGAAGGCUGGACCCCUUGAGCGUCUCCGUGAGACUAAGCGCGCCGUCUCGGGUGGCUGGUGGCCUCUGUUCCGCUGGAACCCGUCGCUUCCCGACGAGAAGCGCUUUAGCCUCGACGCAUCUCAAAUUAAGAACGCCCUCGCCGAGUUCCUUGACCGCCAGAGCCACCUCUCCCAACUGACCCGCUCGCAGCCCGACAUUGACCCCAAGAUCACCAGCUCGGCUGGCAAGGACCUCUCGGCUGCACGCAAGCAGAAGGCCCGGGAGGCCUUUGACAAGCUUGUCAACUCGAUCGACGGCCCCGGCCUCCUUGUGCUUUACGCCUCGGACGGCGGUAACGCCGAAAAGGUCGCCAAGCAGGUUGUCUCUCGCGCCAAGAUGCGUGGCGUUGCCGCUUCGCUUCGUGUGCUCGACUCGAUCGCCUCGGACAUUGUUGAGAACCUCGCUGCGGAGAAGAACGUCGUCCUGAUCACCUCCACCGCCGGCCAGGGUGAGCCUCCCCUAAACGGCCGUGAGUUCUUCAAGACCAUCGGCAAGAUCGACACCGCCGCAUCGGCACCGAAGCUCGCCGAGACCCGCGUCGCCGUCUUCGGCAUGGGUGACUCCAAGUACUGGCCCCGCAAGGAGGACUACGUUUACUACAACAGGCCUGGCAAGGACAUCUUCCCCAAGAUCCUGGCUCUUGGCACCCAGGAGCUCGUCCCCCUCGGCCUCGGUGACGACUCGGACCCCGACGGGUGGAAGACUGGCUACAAGGUCUUUGAAACUAAUCUCUGGCGUGCCCUCGGCGUUGACUCGGUCGACGUCGUCGAGGAGGCCGAGGAGGUCAUUGCCAACGAGCACAUCAAGAUCGCCUCCAACUACCUCCGCGGCACCAUUCUGGAGGGACUCGCAGACGAGUCGACCGGCGCCAUCGGCGCCUCGGACCAGCAGCUCACCAAGUUCCACGGCACGUACAUGCAGGACGACCGUGACAUCCGCGAGUCGCUCGCCGAGCAGGGUCUUGAGCCUGCCUACUCGUUUAUGAUCCGUGUCCGCAUGCCCGGUGGCGUAUGCACGCCCGAGCAGUGGCUCCAGAUGGACCAGAUCGCCGACGAGCACGGUAACGGCACCUUCAAGCUCACGACUCGUCAGACUUUCCAGUUCCACGGCGUUGUCAAGAAGCACCUUAAGCCCGCCAUGCAGGCCAUCAACCGCUCGCUUCUCGACACCAUCGCCGCCUGUGGCGACGUUAACCGUAACGUUCUCUGCUCGGUCAACCCCGGCAUCUCCAAGGUUCACGAGACGGUCUACAACUUCUCCAAGGCCAUCUCGGAGCACCUUCUCCCCGCCACCACUGCGUACCACGAGAUUUGGCUCGACAAGAAGCCCGUCUUCCAGAACGCUCUUACCGACCUCGAGCCCCUUUACGGCCCGUACUACCUGCCCCGCAAGUUCAAGAUCGCGGUGGCUGUUCCCCCCGACAACGCAGUGGACGUCUUCACAAACGACGUCGGCUUCAUUGCAAUUGUUGAGAACGGCCAGGUCAUCGGCUACAACGUCUCUGUUGGCGGUGGUAUGGGUGUCACCCACUCGAACAAGAAGACCUACCCCCGUCUCGGCACUGUUAUUGGCUUUGUCCGCCCCGAGGACGGCUGCAAGGCGGCCGAGGCCAUCAUGCUUGCGCAGCGUGACCACGGUAACCGCAAGGACCGUAAGAACGCACGUCUCAAGUACACUGUCGACCGCCUGGGUGUGCCCAAGUUCAAGGAGGAGGUCGAGAAGCGCUUUGGCAAGGCCCUGGAGCCGGAGCGUCCAUACUCGUUCGACUCGAACCUUGACCAGUACGGGUGGAUCCAGGGAGCGAACGGCAAGCACCACUUCACUCUGUUCAUUGAGAACGGUCGUGUUGAGAACUCGCCCCGCAACCAGUUCAAGGAUGGCCUGAAGGAGGUUGCCAGGGCGCACAAGGGAACCUUCCGCCUGACUGCCAACCAGCACGUCAUCCUGUCCGACGUCGCGACCGAGGACCUGCCUGAGAUGAAGCGCAUUCUCGCCAAGUGGGGUCUGGACAAUGUCGACCACUCUGGGCUCCGCCUCUCGUCUUCGGCUUGUGUCGCCUUCCCGACGUGUGGUUUGGCAAUGGCUGAGUCUGAGCGCUACCUCCCGGUGUUGAUCGACAAGGUGGAGAAGAUCUGCGAGGAGGCGGGCGUUGGCCACGACGCGCUUGUCAUGCGCAUGUCGGGAUGCCCUAACGGCUGCUCGCGUCCAUGGGCCGCCGAGGUGUCGUUCGUCGGCAAAGCGCCCGGGUCGUACAUGAUGUGCCUGGGUGGCUCGCACCUCGGGACACGCUUGGUUAAGCCUUACAAGGAGAGCGUGACCGAGCCGGAGAUUCUGGCGAUCCUCGAGCCCAUGAUCAAGCAGUGGGCCAAGGAGCGGCACGACGGCGAGCGGUUCGGGGACUGGACCGUGCGCGCGGGGCUUGUCAAGCCUACGCUGUCGGGCAAGACGUUCUGGGACGACAGCUGCGUGGAGUAAAGAGUUAGGGGGAGAAUGUCCCGCCGGCGCGUGGGUUAGAGUUGUGCACUGUCAUAGUUAUCAUACAAUCUGCAUCGGAUCUUGUCGAGAG
Cutaneotrichosporon oleaginosum is the source of this 4144-nucleotide messenger RNA. RefSeq lists its product as uncharacterized. Gene Ontology annotation, cellular component: sulfite reductase complex (NADPH). Gene Ontology annotation, molecular function: heme binding; FMN binding; sulfite reductase (NADPH) activity. The record is from RefSeq and is a predicted model, not a curated record. NCBI's taxonomy places the organism in Eukaryota, Fungi, Basidiomycota, Tremellomycetes, Trichosporonales, Trichosporonaceae. Gene Ontology annotation, biological process: sulfate assimilation; amino acid biosynthetic process.